Messenger RNA from Leptopilina heterotoma, 3109 nucleotides. Its product is annotated as glycine-rich cell wall structural protein 1.8-like. The record is from RefSeq and is a predicted model, not a curated record. NCBI's taxonomy places the organism in Eukaryota, Metazoa, Arthropoda, Insecta, Hymenoptera, Figitidae. The transcript has 5 exons. Bases 128 to 2377 code for a protein of 749 amino acids.
UGACUAAACUCUGAGCUUCAGUCUGUUUUGUAUCUUCGUUAAAACAAAUACUCAUUAAUAACAAAAAAAGGAAAAAAGAACAAAGAAAUCUGUUAAUAUCUGUUAAGAAGUUUUUUGAGUGUCAAUCAUGGUAUCUGUUAAGUGGUUCGUGUUAGUGUUUACUCUUCUACUUGUGGAUCAUACUUUUGCACAUGGUCUUUUGGGCGAUAUUUUGAGUUCUCAUCGGGAACGUGCUAGAGAGAAGCUCGCAAGUUUGGAUCAUUUUGGACUUUUCGGUGGAAAAAAGAACGAUGCCGGUGCGAGUGCAUCUUCCGAAUCGAAGAGCUUGGGAACAUCCUUUAAUCUUGGACCGAUUGGAUUUAGCACAUCGCUAACAUCAUCUUCAGCAAAAGCACAAGCUGGUGCUGGAGGUGGUUCUGCAGUUGCGAAUGCAAAUUCCAAUGCAAAUGCUCAAAAUGGAGGGUUUGGUGGUCCAGGAGGUUACGCCGGCGGUAACUCCAAUGCUCAAGCUUCCGCCAAUGCCAAUGCUGCAGCUCAAGGAUAUCAGAACAAACCAGGAGAUUAUAAUUCCGGAAACGGAGGUUUGAUAGUUCAGCAAUUGCCAAAUCCGAACACAUCUGGUGGUUAUGGAGGAUCCUCGAAUGCAAAUGCAAAUGCAAAUGCAAAUUCCAACGCUAAUACCCAUGGAAAUUACAAUAUGAAACCAGGGGGUUAUGAUAAUUCCGGAAACGGAGGGUUAAUUGUUGAACAAUUACCAAAUUCAAAUGGUUAUGGAGGAUCUUCGAAUGCAAAUGCAGAUGCAAAUUCCAACGCUAAUACACAUGGAAGUUCCAAUACGAAACCUGGCGGUUAUCACAAUUCUGGAAAUGGUGGUUUAAUUAUCCAACAACUGCCAAAUAGCAAUUCAAAUGCAAAUGCUGAUGCCAAUGCAAAUUCCAACGCCAAUACAAAUGGAAAUUAUAAUACUAAACCUGGUGGUUAUCAUAAUUCCGGAAACGGAGGGUUAAUUGUUCAACAAUUACCAAAUUCAAAUGGUUAUGGAGGAUCUUCGCAUGCAAAUUCAAAUGCUAAUGCUAAUGCCAAUACAAAUUCCAACGCCAAUACAAAUGGAAAUUACAAUACUAAACCUGGGGGUUAUCAAAAUUCUGGAAACGGUGGUUUAAUUAUCCAACAACUGCCAAAUAGCAAUUCAAAUGCAAAUGCUAAUGCGAAUGCUCAUUCAUUUAAUAAGGGCACUGGUAACGGAGGAAAUAAAGGUCCGGAUGAAACGAUUCUUGUAGUCGUACAAGAGGUUCCUCAAGGAUCAAACAAUCAUCAAACUAAUUAUCAACGUCCUCAAUUUGUCCCACAACCUCCAAAAAAACAGACUCAACCUAUUAUUGUUGUCAUUGAAGAAGAGCCAACUAAACACCAAGGUGGUGGAUACGGUCAAGGUGGGUACGGUCACGGAGGACACAAUCAUGGAUACGGUCAAGGUGGAUAUGGUCAAGGCGGAUAUGGUCAUGGAGGAUACGGACAUGGAGGUUACGGACAAGGAGGCUACGGUCAUGGUCACUCAGGACACAAUCACGGUUACGGUCACGGAGGAUACGGUGGUUCAAAUGCCAACGCUAACGCCAAUGCCAAUGCGAAUGCUAAUUCCAAUAAUCACGGAGGAUUCCCAGGAGGAGUUUAUCAUCAACCAGGUUAUCAUGGAGUAGGUCCACUUGAAAUUAACGUCGGUGGCUCUUCAAAUGCACAUGCUGACGCCAAUGCCAAUGCUGGAAAUUCAAAUGCCGGUCAAGGGUAUUACGGUAACUAUGGACCACAAAAUUAUGGUCAUCAAUCCGGAGGAUACGGUGGAUCGUACUCUAAUGCCAAAGCUGAUGCCAAUGCUCAAGCAGGUGCUCAAGGAGGUGCUGGGCAUCCGUCAGCUUAUUAUCAACCAGGUUCCCCUAUUCAAGUUUUUGGAGGCGGUUCUUCUAAUGCUAAUGCUAAAGCUGAUGCCAAUGCCAAUGCUGGUGGAUAUGGUGGAAAUGGAGGAUUCGGUGGAUCUAAUGCUAAUUCCAAUGCUAAUGCUAAUUCUGGUGCUGGUGGAUAUGGUGGAAACGGAGGAUUCGGAGGAUCUAAUGCGAAUGCCAAUGCCAAUGCUGGUGGAUCUGGUUUUCACAAUAACGAAAUUCCUCCCUAUCAAGGCGGCAAUCUUGGAGGUCAAUCAUCAGCGAAUGCAAAUGCACAUGCUGCAGGUUCGUCUCACGGUUUUGGAAAUGCAAAUGCAAAUGCGAAAGCCGACGCUUCAAGCAAUGCCGGAGGAUUUGGUGGUAACAUUGGAUCAAAAAGUUCCGCCUCAGCAACGGCCACAAUAAACGCGAGAGAUGGUUUGAUUUUCACUGACUGAUUUUUUUUCUAAUUUGUCCUCAUAGGAACACAAUACACAUUUCUAAGUACUGAUAAAGUUUUCUUGAAAAAGAUUUGUGAUUUCUUCUAAAUGCCAUUUUCCGUAUGAUCUGCAGACAUCGAUCUUUACCUAUUUUGCCAGACAGUUUCUUUUAUUCAAAAUAGAAAAAAAGACCGAUAUGGGAUGAACAUCUAACAAAAUAAUGAUAGACAUAAAUAUUAAUAAUUAGCUUUAAAAAAAAAAUUGUGAAAAUGAAAAGUGAGUCAUAGAGUACAUAAUGAAAUGUGUGUGUCUGAUGUAAUGUAUGUUUGUAUAUAUAAUUAUGUUGAUUUCGAUAAAGAAAUUUUUAGUCUUGUAAAUAGGAACAAGUAGAGUGUGUUUCUUUAUGGAAAUCAUUUACUGUGUAUUUAAAAAAAAAUGUUUCCCAAUUUUUACUGAUUUUAAUGAGAAAAACAGUUGUAGGACUCGAUUACCAGACGUCACGAGUGUAUUUUUCUAUAAAGCACUUGUUUUUUUUAUAUAAUUAAUUUAUUUACUAGAAAUCUGUAUAAUUUAAGUUAUGCGCAAUUUUUAAUAAUCAUUACUGCAUCAUUCACAAUACUUUUCCGGAAUUUCCGUCUAUAUCAUUGCGCUUCUUUAUCUGUGUCCAUCAUUCGAUGCAUUUCUUGCGCAAUCACUCACAUUGUAUCAUUGUCUUACAAGUAAAUAAAUUUUCAUAAUUUUCAACUAUCA